AAACAUAGGCAACGAGGGGAGUAUGCAUACCAACCCUACGAACGACGAGCGGUCAACGAGCAUGCGGGUACACCCAAAGAGUCGCCACAUACAGGACCUUCCCCAGAAGCGCCCAAUGUCCUAGUCCAGUCUACUACAUCGGGAUUUGGAAAGUAUACGAACAAGAAUUCGGUCGAUAGCCAUCUAUCUAGUCUUUCCAAGGACAUCAUAUUGAAGUCCCUCAAUGGCUUCACGGGUAAAUAUCCCGAGUUUGCAAUACUAAAUCACUCGGCUUUCAUCAAAGAAUUCCAAUCACCGAUUUCCGACGAAAGCAAAAUAUUACUUGCUGUGAUCUUGGCAUCGUCUAGGGUUCAAUUUACCCUUCUCGGCCUUCCUUGGGAAGAUUCCUUGCUUCCGAGAGAACAUUAUGUCUCGUAUGCCCGGGAGAUGCUGUCUGAAUGGUCUUUCAAGGCCCCCAAAGUUCAAGUGGCACAAGCCUCACUUAUAAUGAGUUUAUAUGAAUGGGGCUCUCGAGAAUUUCACCGCGCAUGGAUCUACUGUGGAAUUGCAAUCCGAAUUAUACAGGCUUUAAACAGCCUCAGGGUUUCACCAUAUCCUCUUGACCCUACUCCGCCAAGCCAGCGAGAUGCUGUUUCAGUUGCGGUCGAGAACAGGACCUUCUGGGCCUGCUUCAUCAUGGACCGAAUGGUUAGUUCAGGAACAUAUAACCCACCCAUGUUACCCAUGUCAGAAAUGGAAAAACUUAAAGUUUCAUGUCCGCUGAGUGCCGUGGAUUUCGUGUUUGGACCUGAUCUCUCGUCUGAGCGAACAAAUCUUGAACAAGAUUUUACAACUGCACAGGCUGCGCAGACUGCACCCCUAGAUGUCACGCAGUCUUUCAAGGUUCUGGUUUCUGGCUUCGAUAUAUGGGCACAUAUCAUGACCUUCAUUUUCAACGAUGGUCGGCGAGCACCGGGGAUGUGUGCACUGCAGAAUUGUCCUUGGGCGCCAGGAUCGCCGUGGUCAAAAACCAUGCAGCAUUUAAGAGAAUGGAGAGCUACGCAACACCAUCGACUCCAUUAUCCAGAGAACAGUGUCUUGGCUCACACCACUCUAGGCUGGGGAGAAUCGUUUACUUAUAUUAAUCUGCUCUAUUAUACAUCCACACUUAUGCUCCAUCGUGAAUAUUUCCCCUUUUUACCUACUGCUGGAUCCAUUCCCAGAGGGCCGAUCGACCAACCCACCCUGGAAGCGGAAGCACCCGAAGGCUGGUGGGAUGAAAGUGCCCUUGUACUUUUUGGAACAGCCGAGAAAAUUGCUAAGCUAUUGCACGAUGCAUCUGAGUGCGGGGCAGAGAUGUUAACACCUUUCGUGGGAUUCUGUGCCUUCUCUGCGGCUUAUAUGAAUCUCUACGCCUUUCGAUUCCCCCAAAUGAAUCUCGGCCGCAGUCCAAAUGCAGAAACCAAUCUAAAUUAUUGUCUUGCCUACCUGGAGAAGUUCCGACAUGUGUGGAAGCUUGGUGAAAGCUGGAUAACAACCAUUAACCAUGCAUCAAUUUUAUAUCAACGAGCUGCCUCUGACAAAUCACGAUAUCAAGGCAAGACAAGAACGGAUUUCAAUAACUUGCACCAAUCUUUGCAUGAAUUUCGGGUGCCUGACAGGUCUGAUCAGCACCUUCAGGAAAUUGAGGGUGCAGAGAGACCAACAGUGCCGUCAUCGCCUUAUAACCCCGUACCAGCAGCUGAUAUAGAGUCUGACAUAGUAGAUCUGGAUAUGCCACUUAACAACUUACUCAGCGAGGUUAAUGCGUAUGCUCAUGAGCAAGGCAUGUGGUCGCACUGGUGGCCUCCACUUGAAGAAGUCAACCUCGCACCUUUUCAUGAUCCGCAGACAUGA
Molecule: messenger RNA, 1875 nt
Organism: Penicillium paradoxum
Lineage: Eukaryota; Fungi; Ascomycota; Eurotiomycetes; Eurotiales; Aspergillaceae
Product: fungal specific transcription factor domain-containing protein
Exons: 4
Biological process (GO): DNA-templated transcription
Cellular component (GO): nucleus
Molecular function (GO): zinc ion binding; DNA binding
Source: RefSeq, a predicted model, not a curated record